AUGAAUUUCCUGCGUAAUCGUCUCGUUAUGCUGGGCCUGAUGUUGUUGGCCACAUUACUGCUGUACCUGCUGCUGCCAUCCAUUCGCCAGGACAACAUGGAGCCAUCCAACGAAGCUCGAAUCGGGCCCCCGAUCCUCAAUGUGUCCAUUCGCACUGGACAGCUUCCCGGAGACCCCCCACUGUUCUUCCGAGAAGCUUUACCUGUGGAUCGGGAGGGGCAGCAGAUACUGCCAAAGCUGCAGAUGGUCCUUCUGCACGGCCAGGCUUUUACAUCCAAAACGUGGGAAGAACUGGGAACCAUGGCCGUGCUAGCAGCUAAUGGAUAUCAGGCCUUAGCUAUGGAUCUGCCAGGUUAUGGGAAAUCGCCAGACUCAGAGGCGCUAAAGACAGAGCAGAAUCGGGUAGACCUCAUCUCGCGGUUCAUGGAGUCGCUGGGUGUCAGGGCUGCUGUCCUUCUGAGUCCCUCGAUGAGCGGACAUUACUCCAUCCCUUUCCUCAUGAAGAACAGUGCUCAGCUGCGUGGCUACAUCCCUAUAGCACCAGUUGGUACCCGGAGCUACUCUGCUCAGCAUUACAAAAAAAUCCAGACUCCCACUCUAAUCGUUUUUGGCGCUUUGGACACAAAUCUGGGUGCCCAGUCUCACAAGAACCUCAUCCAGCUUCCCAAUCAUGAGGUGCUGAAAUUAGAAGGAGCUCGGCAUGCUUGUUACAUGGACAAACCCCAUGAAUUUCAUCGAGGUUUGAUCAAAUUCCUUGACAAACUCAAGCAAGAUAUAUAGCAGAGGAGGAAAAGGUGUUUAAAAAUGUGAACAAAAGAUGAGCAAGGAAUAGGAAAUCUGAUGCUUUGGAGAUGACAAAAGGUUUUAAGAUCUUUCUUUUUCCUAUCAACCCUUAGAAAGAGAAAAGGGACAUCGCAGGGGAUUUUGGGAGAUUAUAUCAGAUGUCAGUGUUAUGAAUGUAAUGGGAUUGUAAGUUAAAUGGCCCUGGAAAUAUGAGACCGGCUUAGCACAGCUUGUAAGUUUACUUCUGAAAAUAAUAAAACUAGCAACGUAUGUAGUUGGGUGUUUUACAUGUGUGUCUUGUCUCUGGUUGCUUUUAAAGACAUUUCAUGUGUUUGCUUAUAUGUUACUAUUUUAGCAGUUGGAUAACUAUAUAUGUAAAUGCUGCUCUUGCCUAUAUUUAAAAGAUUUUAUUGUACUUUGACAUACAGUACAUUAGAAAUUAACACUACUCUCAGCUAACUAAUAUAGUCAAAUUGGUUAAAGAAAGCCGGAAUGAUCGAAAUUAACAAAUUAAAAUAGUUUUAACAAAAAAAAACCGACUAGAGAAUUUAGAUAGACAUUUAGAUAUUGUUGAUAAAAUUCUAUCAAAUGUGGACAAUCAAGCAAAACAAAAAGAUAUUUAAAAAUAUAUAUUGAAGCUUCUUGAAAUAAAAAGUAACUGCAUUGUUGUUCUUUAUGCAAAAUAUUACGAAACACUAAAGUUUUUUGAAAGCCUUCAUACUGUUUGUGUUUUAUAUUGUGUGAACUCAGCUGGAAGGAAGAUGUUUGUUGGAUCUCUACACUCUUAGCACUGUUGUUGUUUACACAAAAGAGAGAACUAAAUUAGAAUGUUUAUUUUUUGUUACUGCUAAUUUGUUAUUCCCAUUAAUAUGUGUAUUAAUAUGUGCACUUUAGCUUUGAUCUGUGAAAUCCACUCAGCAGCUUCAUAUUUUAUUAAUAAAGUAGGAGGGUCAUUUUCUAUUUAUUUUCAACAGUUUUGACCGGUAUGUUUAAUGCUGUGAACAAGUUUAAAUAAAUGUCAAAACAUUAAAACAAUAAAAAAAAAAAACUAUUGCAA
Messenger RNA from Xiphophorus hellerii (green swordtail), 1840 nucleotides. RefSeq names its product abhydrolase domain containing 14A (gene abhd14a). The record is from RefSeq and is a predicted model, not a curated record. The transcript is spliced from 4 exons. The coding region runs from base 1 to 780 and encodes 259 amino acids. Lineage: Eukaryota; Metazoa; Chordata; Actinopteri; Cyprinodontiformes; Poeciliidae. Gene Ontology annotation, cellular component: cytoplasm.